AUGACUAAGUGGACAAUUUUCUUAGCGGCUUACAAUUACCAGUUAAUACAUCGACCGGGCAAGGACAUCGGAUCUGCAGAUGCCCUCAGCCAGUGCCCCCUUCCAGACCUCAUAGAAGACCCAGCACCAAUAGCACCCAUUCUACUCAUUGAGGACUCCAUAGACAUCCCAAUGACAGCAACGGACAUAGCGGCCUUGGACCCUGUGGUCUCUGGCCUUCCCCCUUGCCUGUAUACAUCUGGAAUCAUGUGUGGACCUCGUGGUUGGAGCUAUUAUACCCAGGAGGAGGGGCAAAGAGGCAGGUACUGGGCAUGCGCGAAGCUCAUUCCACGCUGGAGUCCAUCGGGUGAGGUUCCUGUUGUUGGAGCUCCCAGGCCUAGGCCUAGGCCUGUCGGUGGGAGGCUGGACCCACCCCCGGUGGGUCCGAAGGUUCCUCCAGAAGGUGGACACCACUGCUGGAUGGCUGGAUCCCCGGCGAAGAAGGGAAGAAGGGCGGUGAUUUCCUUAGAUGGCCCCUCUUCAUUUGAUUGUGAGUCCAGGCUGGAGUCCUGCUCGCUUCCAGCUUCUGUCUCCUCCAUGGCUGUGGCUUUCGUUGCAAGUUUCUCAGCCAUCUUCUUGGUAUACAUCUGGAAUCAUGUGUGGACCUCGUGGUUGGAGCUAUUAUACCCAGGAGGAGGGGCAAAGAGGCCACCCUGGAAAAAUGAAGGGGGAAGGGCCGGAAGUCAGCACUUCAACCUGCAUUUACUCUAGUGCUGACAUAAGAAGAAGAGCGGCCAGCUGGCAAGAGGAGGCUUGACACUUCACCUACUUAUUUUCCUUGAAGAUAAUAUCCCCUAGGAGAUGAGAGGGAGAGGGGGCAUUCCUGGGAGCUUAGGUAGUAGAUAUGGGGAGAGUGAUUUGGAAGAAGGCCAAUGAGACGCAGAGAUCUGGGGAAC
Molecule: messenger RNA, 935 nt
Organism: Pantherophis guttatus
Lineage: Eukaryota; Metazoa; Chordata; Lepidosauria; Squamata; Colubridae
Source: RefSeq, a predicted model, not a curated record